GCUCUUGUAGACGAUGUGGUCAAGAUUGUGGUCAACCACUUGAACCCCAAUCAGCAAGUCACCGUUGGAGCACACCUACAGGAGGACAAAAUUAAAUUCGGUUCUUAUGCACAUUUUAAAGCAGAUGGGAAUGGUUUGGUGGAUCUCAGUCUGCAUCCCUCUAUGGGUGGAUCGUACACAGAUGUGAUGCCAAUGGGCCUAUUCUGCAGCUUGGUUCCAAUGCCUGGGCAGAAGAAGGGUCUCAGGUUGAUAAAGAAAGAUGUCACAACUCCGCUGACUUUCGAGCUUAGCGUUUAUGAUGGGAUUCAUCAUAUAGAUGACAUUGACCAUACAACACCUAUGCUGGCGUUUACUUCCAUUGAAAGGUCGUACCUGGCAAAGGGAGUCAGUGUGCAAGAGAUAAAUCAUGGAAAUAUACGAGGAAGGCUGUUUUUGCCAGAAGGUACUGGACCAUUUCCUGGUGUCAUAGACAUGUUUGGAAAUGUGGGAAACAUUGUGACAUUCAGGUCUGCUCUGCUUGCCUCCAGGGGAUUUGCAACACUUUGCCUUCCAUAUAUACAUUACAAGGAUCUGCCUAAGAAGUUGGACGGCAUUCGCUUAGAAUACUUCGAGGAAGCUGUUGAUGGUCAGUUAGUCAUCCACUGUAUUGAAAACGGACAUAGGAACAAUAGGCGUUUCUCUCGGUGGGAAAUGUGUACUAUAAAGGCCGUGUUUGCAUCAAUGACUUCUAUCCACGGAUCCAUUUCAUACACUAUGGGGAUAAGCCUUUUCCUAAAUAGGAGGAUAUUGAACACCUACGAGCUGAAACACCACCCUGAAGGUGUAUCAUUUCUGGAAUUCACUGAAGACAUCCAUGAUCAUAACCUAAUAGCUCUGGAACGUGCACAGGCAGAGAUCCUAUUUAUUGUAUCUGGGGAUGACAAGUCCGUCAUGUCUGUAAAGGAGACAACUGCUGUCACUGAUAGGAUGAAGCGGCAUGGCAAGCAUAACUACGAGAUGUGCGUGUAUCCCGGAGCUGGACAUCUGGUCGAGCCUCCAUACUCUCCUCUGUGCACAGCCUCUUAUCAUGCGACCAUGGGCUUACAAAUGGCAUGGGGAGGGGAACUGAAAGCACACAGUUUUGCACAGGAAAACAGCUGGAGGAAAAUUCAACAGUUCCUCAGGAAGAAUCUGCAGCAGGAUGGGGUACAAAUUUCCAGCAUGCUGUAGCAGCUUGAACUAUGAAUGAAUAUCCUUCAUUCAUAACACAUUCAGUGCCAUAUUCUACCUUAAUCUAAGUGCAUUGCUCAAGGAAGCUGGAGUAGUCGAUAGCAGGCUAGUUCUUGACUUCAUAGAGAUUGAUUUAGAGUUUAAUGCGUCACCCACAGGGAAAGCCUACAAUGUUUUAAUCACCUUUUGUGGGUGCACGUUAUUUUUUGAGUUAAGUGAACCACCUAUAGGAAAAGGCUACAGUGGUUUUAUUCGCAUUUUGUAUAAGUGUAUGUUAGUAUUUAGUUUAAUGUACCACCUUUAGGGAAAGGCUAAAAUGUUUUUAUUCAUCUUUUUAGGUUUUAUUGAUUGUCAAAUGUUGUGAUAUAAUGGGAUUAUCUUUAAUAUGAUGAAUUUUAUGUAUCUGCUAAAAGCUGUAUUCCACAAAGUUGUGAGGGCUAACACAAUUCACCAUAAAAACUCAAAGGUUUUGAAACUAUAUAGCUAAAAACCAUUAUUUACAUAGUCCCACCAUCAAAAAUAUAAAGAAAACGAAUGUCUACAUAUUGCUUUGAAAUAUUACAAAUAAUGUUUAGGAGACAUUAACAUCUACUGUUAAUAUUAACCUUUAAUACUGUUACCAAAGAUCAUGAAAGAUCGUUCAUGAUUUUUGCUGUUACGAACUGUUAGAUAAUUUACUUACUGUUGGAUUUAAAAUGUCUUUAAAAAAAUAUAUGGUUAAGUAGAUUAACUCUAAUAAAGCCCAUUAGAAAAGUAACAUUAAUUUAUUAGUUGAUUUGCUUUAUGUGUCAAUAUAUAGAGUUGUGUGACAACAAACGUUUUGUAA
Messenger RNA from Priapulus caudatus, 2035 nucleotides. RefSeq names its product acyl-coenzyme A amino acid N-acyltransferase 1-like. Lineage: Eukaryota; Metazoa; Priapulida; Priapulimorpha; Priapulimorphida; Priapulidae. The record is from RefSeq and is a predicted model, not a curated record. Gene Ontology annotation, biological process: acyl-CoA metabolic process; fatty acid metabolic process. Gene Ontology annotation, molecular function: fatty acyl-CoA hydrolase activity.